Messenger RNA from Gambusia affinis (western mosquitofish), 929 nucleotides. RefSeq names its product probable thiopurine S-methyltransferase. Bases 164 to 868 code for a protein of 234 amino acids. The transcript has 9 exons. NCBI's taxonomy places the organism in Eukaryota, Metazoa, Chordata, Actinopteri, Cyprinodontiformes, Poeciliidae. Gene Ontology annotation, molecular function: thiopurine S-methyltransferase activity. The record is from RefSeq and is a predicted model, not a curated record.
GUGGGAGCAGAAAGAGUUGAUCCUUAGCAGCAGAAACUCUGAUAAACUCCGAACUAUUCAACACAAGAAGAAGAAGAAGCAAGUAAAACUGAACUCAGGACAAAUUCACCCGCUGAUCAGCUGAUUUCUGUGAGAAAGCCUUGCUCAGGGGAACCUCGGCAGGAUGCUGGAGCAGCAGGCCGACCGGGUCAUGGAGCUGUCGGAGUGGAGCCAGCGCUGGCAGGAGAACAAGAUCGGCUUCCAUCAGCCGGAGGUCCACAGCAUGCUGCAGACGAACUACGAGGCGGUGGUGAACGGACGGAGCGCCGUCCGGUGGUUCUUCCCUCUGUGUGGGAAAGCUGUGGACAUGAAGUGGUUGGCGGAUCUGGGCCACUCGGUGGUCGGCGUGGAGAUUUCAGAGAUGGCCAUCAGACAGUUCUUCCAGGAGAACAAGAUGACGUUCAGCGAGGAGGACGUCCCCGCCGUCCCCGGAGCCAAAGUCUUCCAGAACUCGGACCGCAGCGUGUCCCUGUACCAGUGCGACCUGUUCAGUUUCUCCAGCGCCGUGGCGGGUCGGUUCGGGGCGAUCUGGGACAGAGGCUCUCUGGUGGCCAUCAAUCCCCGGGACAGAGACCGGUACGCGGCUCUGAUCGUCUCUCUGAUGGCUCCAGACUGCAGAUACCUGCUGGACACGCUGCUCUACAAUCCAGAGCUCUAUAAAGGUCCUCCGUUCUUCGUCCCCGAUGAACAAGUCCAGAGUUUGUUUGGCGGCAGAUGUGAUGUGGAGCUGCUGCAGUCAGUGGACGCGCUGACGGACCGACAGAGGGCCUGGGGGCUGGACGCUCUGACGGAGAACGUCCACCUCCUCACCCUGAAGGCGGCCAACUGACGCCCGGCCCGACCCGACCCGACCCGACCCGACCCGGCCCGCUGACCCGCUCUGGUUCUCU